AUGUUGAUGCUGUGGGCCCUGGUACUCAUGCUGAGCUUCCAGGUAGGGACACCGGACCAGCUGGAAGCAACCACCACGCUAAACACCCUGCAAGCCUUUCCCCUCUUGCCUGCACCAAACACGGCCCUAGACGUUGUAACACCGAAACCAAAGUUCAGGAAACGCUUCUCAACCAAAAAAGGCUCUCCCUCCGCAAAGAGUCCAGAUGGCACCAUAGGAGGCAGGUGCCCACCCGUGGCCAAGUACUUCCUGUCUGAGAGCAAACUCAAUGACUAUCUCAACAGCUCCCUGCCCGCAGAGAUCGAGAAGCUGUUCAAAUGUGAAGAGGUCAACCUGGCUGGUGUGCUCGGCUCAGUGCUAGCCACAGUGAGCAACACGGACCUGCUCUCUGCGUUAGACCUCGGUUCAAUCCUCAACAUGGAAGGUGGCGGCCUUGGUGACAUCCUAGGCCAGGGAAGCAGUGGCAACUCGAAGGGCACAGACCUGCUGGGCGGGCUGCUGCCACUGGGAGAUGAAGGGCUGGGCGGCCUGCUGGGCAGUGGUGGCAAAGGCAAAGGCACCGUCAAAGGCCUUCUGGAAGGCACUGGGCUCUCCAGUCUCCAGCAGCCACUGGACGAUGUGGUCGGCAAAGCCACAGACCUCAAGGAGUCUGCCAGGAAUGUGAUGAACAAAGCCCUGCCACCAGACGUCAGCGACGCCCUCACUAACAUGCUGGGAGGCCUGGACCUAGACGAGCUCCUGUUGGGACUGCAGGUUCAGGAAGUGACAGUGGAUAGCAUAAACUCCACCACAGCCAAGGAUGGGAUCCACGUCCUUGCCACCACGACCGCAGUCAUAGGCGGGAAAGGCCUUGCUGGACCCGUCAUCAGCCUGCUGGGAUUCCAUGUGUACUCGGACGUGACCCUGACUAUUGGCAUUUCCACCAACGACACCCAGUGUGUCAAUCUCCAGGUCCAGAGCCAAAACAUCCAGGUCAACAAAGUGACCAUUCAAGUUGUGGAAACGGUCACAGAUGUCUUGCCUGUGUCUUUGCCCCUGCCUCUGGACAGCCUAGUUGCUAAACUACUGUCAGUGGAAUUGAACAAGAACGCGGAAGAAGCAGAGUCCUGCGACAUUGUGCUCAGUGGUUUCAACGACUGCAAAAACUCUACUGGCCUGUUCCAGUACCAUGUGAAGAUGACCCGCUUCUCCCCCGAAGGUCUCUCGGUCUUCUACUGUGCGGAGUUCCUCUUUGGUAAGAAUGUGGGCCCUGUUCCUGGAAGACUCCUCCCGCCCCAUCCCAAGAACGCCAACAUUUCUCUGACCCUGUCCCACACACUGCUCGAUGCAAUGGAGACCCAUAUCACCAAGCAGAGCACCUUCCAGGCCAACAACCUGCAGGCGAGCAUCACCAAAAUGAGCCACAUAUACAAAAAUAAUGACACGGUCCAGGUCACCUACCGGAGCAGUAUAAAGAAGGACGGCGAGAGCUACGCCAGUGGGGAAUCGGUCUUAGUCAUCUGGUAUGACAGCAAGAUCUCAAAAGACAAGGUGACGACAGAGCUUAAACUUGUGAGAUCUGAUCACAGCGUGACACCACCUGAGAAGAAGGACGAGGUGCAAGAAGUGAUGACUGGACUUGAAAAGAAGUUAUGGUCUGUCCUUGUUGAAUCUUUGAAAAACUGGAAUGUACCAGCAGGAGCAACUUCCAACCCUCUAAACAACGCCAAGGUUAACGUGAUUCAAAUGCCCUGA
Molecule: messenger RNA, 1734 nt
Organism: Ochotona curzoniae (black-lipped pika)
Lineage: Eukaryota; Metazoa; Chordata; Mammalia; Lagomorpha; Ochotonidae
Product: vomeromodulin-like
Exons: 14
Coding region: 1-1734 (577 amino acids)
Biological process (GO): sensory perception of smell
Source: RefSeq, a predicted model, not a curated record